Molecule: messenger RNA, 648 nt
Organism: Varanus komodoensis (Komodo dragon)
Lineage: Eukaryota; Metazoa; Chordata; Lepidosauria; Squamata; Varanidae
Product: noggin-2-like
Exons: 1
Coding region: 1-648 (215 amino acids)
Biological process (GO): negative regulation of cell differentiation; osteoblast differentiation; negative regulation of BMP signaling pathway
Source: RefSeq, a predicted model, not a curated record
AUGAAGGCGCUGCAGGCUCUCCUGCUCUGCUCCUCGCUGGCAGUGCUCGUCCAGCCCGGCUCCCUCCAGCCGUACCUCCGGCUCAGGCCCUCCCCUAGCGACAACCUGCCCGUCAAGGACAUCAUUGAGCAUCCGGACCCGGAGUACGACCCCAAGGAGCAGGACCUGGACGAUCGGACUUUGCGUAAGAAGCUGGGGAGCAACUUCGACCCCAAUUUCAUGUCCGUGCUCGCUCCAGCCCAGGGGAAUCUCUCCAGCUCUGACCCUCUGCACCGGUUCAAGGGGUUGGGACCCCUGCCCAGUGAGCUGAAGAAGCUGGACCUCGGCGAGACGCCCUAUGGGACCAAGCUCAGGAUGGGCAAGAAGGCCCGGAGGAAGUUCCUGCAGUGGCUCUGGGCGUACACUUACUGCCCGGUGCUGUACGCCUGGAAGGAUCUGGGGAGCAGGUUCUGGCCGCGCUACAUCAAGGAAGGGCGCUGCUUUGCCGAGCGGUCCUGCUCCUUCCCUGAGGGCAUGUACUGUAAGCCAGUCAAGUCCGUCACCAAGACCUUCCUGAGGUGGUACUGCCAAGGGUGGUCAAGGCAGAAGUAUUGCACCUGGAUCCCUGUACAGUACCCGGUUAUCUCGGAGUGUAAAUGUUCCUGCUAG